This is a messenger RNA of Capsella rubella, 3302 nucleotides long. Its product is annotated as putative calcium-transporting ATPase 7, plasma membrane-type. Gene Ontology annotation, biological process: calcium ion transmembrane transport. The record is from RefSeq and is a predicted model, not a curated record. Lineage: Eukaryota; Viridiplantae; Streptophyta; Magnoliopsida; Brassicales; Brassicaceae. Gene Ontology annotation, cellular component: intracellular membrane-bounded organelle; membrane. The transcript has 7 exons. Gene Ontology annotation, molecular function: ATP binding; calmodulin binding; P-type calcium transporter activity. The coding region runs from base 43 to 3090 and encodes 1015 amino acids.
AAAAAGAAAAAUAGCUAGAGACAUUGAAGCUGGAGAAUAGAAAUGGAGAGUUACCUCAACUCAAAUUUCGACGUUAAGGCGAAGCAUUCGUCUGAGGAAGUGCUCGAAAAAUGGCGGAAUCUUUGCAGUGUCGUCAAGAACCCGAAACGUCGGUUUCGCUUUACUGCCAAUCUCUCCAAGCGUUACGAGGCUGCUGCCAUGCGUCGUACCAACCAGGAGAAACUAAGGAUUGCAGUUCUUGUGUCAAAAGCAGCAUUCCAGUUUAUCUCUGGUGUUUCUCCAAGUGACUACAAGGUGCCUGAAGAAGUUAAAGCUGCAGGGUUUGACAUUUGUGCGGAAGAGUUAGGAUCAAUAGUAGAAGGUCACGACGUGAAGAAGCUUAAGUUCCACGGUGGAGUUGAUGGUCUUUCAGGUAAGCUUAAGGCAUGUCCUAAUGCUGGUCUCUCAACAGGUGAAUCUGACCAGUUAAGCAAACGACAAGAGCUUUUUGGAAUCAAUAAGUUUGCAGAGAGUGAAUUGAGGAGUUUUUGGGUGUUUGUUUGGGAAGCACUUCAAGAUAUGACUCUUAUGAUUCUAGGAGUUUGCGCUUUCGUGUCUUUGAUAGUUGGAAUAGCAACUGAAGGAUGGCCUCAAGGCUCACAUGAUGGUCUUGGCAUUGUUGCUAGUAUCCUUUUGGUUGUGUUUGUGACAGCAACAAGUGAUUAUAGACAGUCUUUGCAGUUCCGGGACUUGGAUAAAGAGAAGAAGAAGAUUACAGUUCAAGUUACGCGAAACGGGUUUAGACAGAAGUUGUCUAUAUAUGAUUUGCUCCCUGGUGACAUUGUUCAUCUUGCUAUUGGAGAUCAAGUUCCCGCGGAUGGUCUUUUCCUCUCGGGAUUCUCUGUUGUUAUCGACGAAUCGAGUUUGACUGGUGAGAGUGAGCCUGUGAUGGUUAGUGCACAGAACCCUUUCCUUCUCUCUGGAACCAAAGUUCAAGAUGGUUCAUGUAAGAUGCUGGUUACAACAGUUGGGAUGAGAACUCAAUGGGGAAAGCUAAUGGCAACUCUAAGUGAAGGAGGCGAUGAUGAAACUCCGUUGCAGGUGAAACUUAAUGGAGUUGCAACCAUCAUUGGUAAAAUCGGUCUUUUCUUCGCUAUUGUUACCUUUGCGGUUUUGGUGCAAGGAAUGUUUAUGAGGAAGGUUUCUUUGGGCACUCACUGGAGGUGGUCUGGAGAUGAAGCAUUGGAGCUUUUGGAAUAUUUUGCUAUUGCUGUGACAAUUGUUGUUGUUGCCGUUCCUGAAGGUUUACCAUUAGCUGUCACACUUAGUCUCGCGUUUGCGAUGAAGAAGAUGAUGAACGAUAAAGCACUUGUUCGCCAUUUGGCUGCUUGUGAGACAAUGGGAUCUGCAACUACUAUCUGCAGUGACAAGACUGGUACAUUAACAACAAAUCACAUGACUGUUGUGAAAUCUUGCAUUUGUAUGAAUGUUCAAGAUGUAGCAAGCAAAGGUUCUAGCUUACAGUCUGAAAUUCCUGAAGCUGCUCUAAAACUAUUGCUCCAGUCUAUUUUUAAUAAUACCGGAGGCGAAGUUGUAGUGAACGAACAUGGGAAGACAGAGAUAUUGGGAACACCAACAGAGACUGCUAUAUUGGAGUUAGGACUAUCUCUUGGAGGUAAGUUUCAAGAAGAGAGACAAUCUUACAAAGUUAUCAAAGUUGAACCUUUUAACUCAACAAAGAAAAGAAUGGGAGUAGUCAUUGAGCUGCCUGAAGGAGGACGUAUUCGCGCUCACACGAAAGGAGCUUCUGAGAUUGUUUUAGCAGCUUGCGAUAAAGUUAUCAACUCAAGCGGUGAGGCUGUUCCGCUUGAUGAAGAAACAAUCAAGUACUUGAAUGUUACAAUAAACGACUUUGCAAAUGAGGCUCUUCGUACUCUUUGCCUUGCCUAUAUGGAUAUCGAAAACGGGUUUUCCGCGGAUGAAGGCAUUCCAGCCUCAGGGUUUACUUGCAUAGGAAUUGUUGGUAUCAAAGACCCUGUUCGUCCUGGAGUCAGAGAGUCUGUGGAACUUUGUCGCCGUGCGGGUAUUAUGGUGAGAAUGGUUACAGGAGAUAACAUUAAUACCGCAAAAGCUAUUGCUAGGGAAUGUGGAAUCCUUACUGAUGAUGGUAUAGCCAUUGAAGGUCCUGUGUUUAGAGAAAAGAGUCAAGAAGAGAUGCUUGAACUCAUUCCCAAGAUUCAGGUGAUGGCUCGUUCUUCUCCCAUGGACAAGCAUACACUCGUGAAGCAGUUAAGAACCACUUUUGAUGAAGUUGUUGCUGUGACUGGUGAUGGUACAAACGAUGCACCUGCGCUACACGAGGCAGAUAUAGGAUUAGCUAUGGGGAUUGCUGGAACUGAAGUAGCAAAAGAGAGCGCGGAUGUUAUCAUUCUCGACGAUAAUUUCAGCACGAUCGUUACCGUGGCGAAGUGGGGACGUUCUGUUUACAUUAACAUUCAGAAAUUUGUGCAGUUUCAGUUAACAGUCAAUGUUGUUGCCCUAAUUGUUAACUUUUCUUCAGCUUGCUUGACUGGAAGUGCUCCUCUAACUGCUGUUCAACUACUUUGGGUGAACAUGAUAAUGGACACACUUGGAGCUCUAGCUCUAGCUACAGAGCCUCCGAACAACGAGCUGAUGAAACGUAUGCCCGUUGGAAGAAGAGGGAAUUUCAUUACCAACGCGAUGUGGAGAAACAUCUUAGGACAAUCUGUGUACCAAUUCGUUAUCAUUUGGUUCCUACAGGCCAAAGGGAAGUCUAUGUUUGGUCUAGUUGGUUCUGACUCUACUCUUGUAUUGAACACACUUAUCUUCAACUGCUUUGUCUUCUGCCAGGUUUUUAAUGAGAUAAGCUCGAGGGAGAUGGAAGAGAUCGAUGUUUUCAAAGGCAUACUCGACAACUAUGUCUUUGUGGUUGUUAUUGGUGCAACAGUGUUCUUUCAGAUCAUAAUUAUUGAGUUCUUGGGCACAUUUGCAAGCACCACACCUCUUACAAUAGUCCAAUGGUUCUUCAGCAUAUUUGUCGGCUUCUUGGGCAUGCCUAUCGCUGCUGGCUUGAAGAAAAUAAUAGUGUGAUCGAAGAAGAUACAAUGCAGAUAACAAUGUCUCUCUUAUACAACAGAAGUUCCUCUUGGACACCUUUUAAAGCUUUUGCAUCUUUUUUUUUUUUUGCAAUGUGGUUGUUUGUGUUUUAAAAAUAUAUUGUUUUAGGGUAAAAGUAUUAGCUAAAUCAAACCCCAUUUAUUAAUUUUGCUUUGUUAGAAAAUAAGUUAUUUUUGGUUAUAAAA